CCGACACCCUUUAUUCUCUGGAAAAUGAAACAUUCUGUUGUGCUCAUAUCAUGCAAAUUAUCACUAGUAGGAGAGCAGAGAGUGGAAGUGUUCCAGGUAUAAAGACACACAAGAUAAAGAAGCUCAGAGUCGUUAGAAACAGGAGCAGAUGUACAGGGUUUGCCUGACUCACACUCAAGGUUGCAUAAGCAAGAUUUCAAAAGUAACCCUGUUCUGGAGACCUCAACCCAAUGUACAAUGUUCCUGACGGGAAAAGAAGAACUAUAUUUUUCUGAUUUUUUUUUCAAAUCUUUACCAUUAGUUGCCCUGUAUCUCCGCCUUCUCUUUCUGCAGGAAACUUUAUUUCCUACUUCUGCAUACCAAGUUUCUACCUCUAGAUCUGUUUGGUUCAGUUGCUGAGAAGCCUGACAUACCAAGACUGCCUGAGACAAGCCACAAGCUGAACAGAGAAAGUGGAUUGAACAAGGACGCAUUUCCCCAGUACAUCCACAACAUGCUGUCCACAUCUCGUUCUCGGUUUAUCAGAAAUACCAACGACAGCGGUGAAGAAGUCACCACCUUUUUUGAUUAUGAUUACGGUGCUCCCUGUCAUAAAUUUGACGUGAAGCAAAUCGGGGCCCAACUCCUGCCUCCGCUCUACUCGCUGGUGUUCAUCUUUGGUUUUGUGGGCAACAUGCUGGUCGUCCUCAUCUUAAUAAACUGCAAAAAGCUGAAGUGCUUGACUGACGUUUACCUGCUCAACCUGGCCAUCUCUGAUCUGCUUUUUCUUAUUACUCUCCCAUUGUGGGCUCACUCUGCUGCAAAUGGGUGGGUCUUUGGGAAUGCAAUGUGCAAAUUAUUCACAGGGCUGUAUCACGUCGGUUAUUUUGGCGGAAUCUUCUUCAUCAUCCUCCUGACAAUCGAUAGAUACCUGGCUAUUGUCCAUGCUGUGUUUGCUUUAAAAGCCAGGACGGUCACCUUUGGGGUGGUGACAAGUGUGAUCACCUGGUUGGUGGCUGUGUUUGCUUCUGUCCCAGGAAUCAUCUUUACUAAAUGCCAGGAAGAAGAUUCUGUUUAUGUCUGUGGCCCUUAUUUUCCACGAGGAUGGAAUAAUUUCCACACAAUAAUGAGGAACAUUUUGGGGCUGGUCCUGCCGCUGCUCAUCAUGGUCAUCUGCUACUCGGGAAUCCUGAAAACCCUGCUUCGGUGUCGAAACGAGAAGAAGAGGCACAGGGCAGUGAGGGUCAUCUUCACCAUCAUGAUUGUUUACUUUCUCUUCUGGACUCCCUAUAACAUUGUCAUUCUCCUGAACACCUUCCAGGAAUUCUUCGGCCUGAGUAACUGUGAAAGCACCAGUCAACUGGACCAAGCCACGCAGGUGACAGAGACUCUUGGGAUGACGCACUGCUGCAUCAAUCCGAUCAUCUAUGCCUUCGUUGGGGAGAAGUUCAGAAGCCUUUUUCACAUAGCUCUUGGCUGUAGGAUUGCCCCACUCCAAAAACCAGUGUGUGGAGGCCCAGGAGCGAGACCAGGAAAGAAUGUGAAAGCAACUACACAAGGACUCCUUGAUGGUAGUGGAAAAGGAAAGUCAAUUGGCAGAGCCCCUGAAGCCAGUCUUCAGGGCAGAGAAGGAGCCUAGAGACAGGAAUGACAGAUCUCUGCUUUGGAAAUCACAUGUCUGGCCUCACAGAUGUGUGAUUGAUUCACAGUGUGAAUCUCGGUGUCUACGUUACCAGGCAGGAAGGCUGACAGGAGAGAGACUCCAGCUGGGUUGGAAAACAGUAUUUUCCAAACUACCUUCCAGUUCCUCAUUUUUGGAUACAGGCAUAGAGUUCAGACUGUUUUUAAAUAGGAAAAAUAAAAUUAAAGCUGAAAACUGCAACUUGUAAAUGUGGUAAAGUGUUAGUUUGAGUUGCCGUCAUGUCAAACGUGAAAAUGCUGUAUUAGUCACAGAGAUAAUUCUAGCUUUGAGCUUAAGAAUUUGGAGCAGGUGGUGUGUUUGGGAGACUGCUGAGUCAACCCAGUAGUUGUUGAUUGGCGGGAUUGGAAGUGUGUGAUCUGUGGGCACAUUAGCCUAUGUGGAUGCAGCAUCUAAGUAAUGAUGUCAUUCGAAUCACAGUAUAUGCUCCAUCGCUGUCAUCUCAGCUGGAUCUCCAUUCUCCCAGGCUUGCUGUCAAAAGCCGUUUGUGUUUUAUUUUGUAUCAUUUUGAAGUCAUGCGUUUAAUCACAUUCGAGUGUUUCAGUGCUUCGCAGAUGUCCUUGUUGAUGCUCAUAUUGUUCCCUAUUUGGCCAGUGGGAACUCCUAAAUCAAGUUGGCUUCUAAUCAAAGCUUUUAAACCCUAUUGGUAAAGAAUGGAAGGUGGAGGAGCUCCCUGAAGUAAGCAAAGACUUUCCUCUUAGUCGAGCCAAGUUAAGAAUGUUCUUAUGUUGCCCAGUGUGUUUUUGAUCUGAUACAAGCAAGAAGCACUGGGCUUCUAGAACCAGGCAACUUGGGAACUAGACUCCCAAGCUGGACUAUGGCUCUACUUUCAGGGCACAUGGCUAAAGAAGGUUUCAGAAAGAAGAGGGGACAAAGCAGAACUUUCACCUUCAUAUAUUUGUAUUAUCCUAAUAAAUGCAUAAAAUGUUAAUUUGAUGGUGAUGAAAUGUAAAUACUGUUUUUAAAAACUAUGAUUUGGAAAAUAAAUCAAUGCUAUAACUAUGUUGA
Molecule: messenger RNA, 2686 nt
Organism: Nomascus leucogenys (northern white-cheeked gibbon)
Lineage: Eukaryota; Metazoa; Chordata; Mammalia; Primates; Hylobatidae
Gene: CCR2
Product: C-C motif chemokine receptor 2
Biological process (GO): positive regulation of monocyte chemotaxis; G protein-coupled receptor signaling pathway; inflammatory response
Cellular component (GO): membrane; cytoplasm
Molecular function (GO): C-C chemokine receptor activity
Source: RefSeq, a predicted model, not a curated record